Molecule: messenger RNA, 2289 nt
Organism: Mugil cephalus (flathead mullet)
Lineage: Eukaryota; Metazoa; Chordata; Actinopteri; Mugiliformes; Mugilidae
Product: potassium voltage-gated channel subfamily G member 4-like
Exons: 3
Coding region: 340-1902 (520 amino acids)
Biological process (GO): potassium ion transmembrane transport; protein homooligomerization
Cellular component (GO): voltage-gated potassium channel complex; membrane
Molecular function (GO): delayed rectifier potassium channel activity; protein binding
Source: RefSeq, a predicted model, not a curated record
AAGAGGAGGCGGAUAAUGAUGAUGAUGAAGAGGAGGAGGAGGAGGAGGAGGACGGUGCUCCUGUCAAACACAGAUGAAAACCCAGCAGCAGGUUCCAGGACGUCGGUAGAAAUCAGCGUGUGAGCGCAGCGACCAGUCCGGGGACAGGGACUCGUUCUCGGGCUGAACUCGCCCACCGGCCCCGGGGAUGUCGCACCGACUCACGGAGGAGCCGCAAACUUCCAGCCGAUCCAUCACAACCAGGAAUGAACAAUAAGAGGUGAAGGAAGGGAGAGAAGAGUGCAGCCCACCCAGCUCCUCCUCCUCCUCCUCCUCCUCCUCCUCCAUCCCGCCGCCAUCAUGCCCAUCAUCAGCAACGCCAACCAUGACUUCAGCACCUACUCCGUCAGCAGCGACGACAGCAGCCUCGACCGCUUCUUCACCGAGAUCCCGGAGACGGAGACGGUGAAGGGCGUGUACUUCCAGUGCGCCCGGCUGAUCCGCGGCCCGGCGGCCUCGUACGUGGUCGACCACGCCCUGCAGGCGCUGGUGAACGUGGGGGGAAACCGCUACGCCUUCCCCUGGAGCACGCUGGAGCAGUUCCCCCACAGCCGACUGGGACGCCUUCGCUUCUGCACCUCGCCCGAGGAGAUCGCACGGCUCUGCGACGACUACGACGAGACGUGCCAGGAGUUCUUCUUCGACCGGAACCCCACGGCCUUCAGGGUCAUCCUCAACUUCCUGGCCGCGGGGAAGCUUCGUCUUCUCCGGGAACUGUGCGCCGUUUCCCUCCACGACGAGCUCGACUACUGGGGCGUGGACCCAGGUCACAUGGAGCGUUGCUGCCGCCGCCGCAUGCUAGCCCGUGUGGAGGAGGUGGCCGAGCGGGAGCGCAAGGAGGAAGAGUGGCGGCAGAAGAAGAUGAUGCUGAAGAAGAGCAGCACUCAGACUGAGAAGGGAUACCGCAGGGUGGUGUCGGUGCUACGCGAGGUGAUGGAAAACCCUCACUCGGGGCUGGCGGGGAAAACGUUCGCCUGCCUCUCGAUCGUCAUGGUGCUGGUCACCGUCAUCAGUCUGUGCAUCAGCACCAUGCCCGACCUCAGAGACGAAGAGAACAAGGGUGAGUGUUCCCAGAAGUGUCGCAACAUGUUCGUGGUGGAGUCCAUCUGCGUCGCCUGGUUCACGCUGGAGUUUGUGCUGCGGUUUGUCAACGCUCAGAGCAAACUGGCGUUCGCUCGCGGCCCGCUUAACAUCAUCGACGCCAUCGCCAUCCUGCCGUACUACGUGUCCCUGGUGGUGGACGUCAAAGACGAGUCGCGGGACGAUGUGAUCAUGGGCGCCGGCCGAGGCUACCUGGACAAACUGAGCCUGAUCCUGCGGCUGCUGCGAGCCCUGCGGAUCCUGUACGUCAUGCGGCUGGCUCGCCACUCGCUGGGCCUGCAGACGCUGGGUUUGACCAUGCAGCGCAGCAUGCGGGAGUUCGGCCUGCUGCUGUUAUUCGUCUGCGUUGCUGUCGCCCUGUUUUCUCCCCUGGUUCAUCUGGCGGAGAGCGAGCUGGCGCCGUUCGCCGCCACGCAUCCUCAGCACAGCUUCAGCAGCAUCCCCGCCUCCUACUGGUGGGCCAUCAUCUCCAUGACGACGGUGGGCUACGGCGACAUGGUGCCGCGCAGCAUCCCCGGGCAGAUCGUGGCGCUGACCAGCAUCCUGAGCGGCAUCCUCAUCAUGGCGUUCCCCGCCACCUCCAUCUUCCACACCUUCUCCCGCUCCUACCAGGAGCUGAAGCAGGAGUACGAGCGGCUGUGGAAGGAGGAGAAGGACGAGGAGGUGGGUUCGUCUCCGGACCAGUUCACGUCCGUGUCCAAGGAAGAUAACGGUGAACCGAGGAACACUCAUCAACCCGCCCUCCCAUCCACGGCUUUCUAGACCUGAACCCCACGGUGGCACGAAUUUGCAAAGUAUAAAAAUCCCUUAGACCACAUUUUUAAAUCAAAUGGACAUAUCUGAAUUUUUAGCUGAUCUAGUCCCAGAACAAUCAGCCCAAAUUACACUUAUUUUUCUUAAGAAAUGUUUUUAAAGGUUCAUUUUCAGUAUGUUCUUCUUUGCACUAAAAUGAAGGAAAUUAUAUGUAGGUCAUCGUGCUGUAAUGUUCCUGGUCCGGCCCUUAGACUCAUAACAGACACUAUAUCACUCUUCAUGUCUCUUUAUGCUUUAAUAUGAUAACGUAAACGUGCUACAUGCUAACCCUUUAGCGGAAGCUGAACUGAAUUCUUCUCACCUUUUGUGUAAGAAAAUAUAAAUUAUAACCUUCCA